AUGCAUUGUGGGUCUCUGAAAUUGAUCCAGUAAAUUGGAGAUGGCGCUGUCUACAGUGUGAGCGAGUUAGCAGCCAAAGUUGGGUGAACACAGGAAAGUUCGCUGGAGUAGAGGGGACUACGGAUCCAAGAGCCAGCCCCGGGGGCUGACGGAGUUGCCCUAGAUGGAUGCGUUCUGGCGUGCGCUGUGUGCCACUGCUUUCUCGGGGAGCAGUGGAACUCAUUCGAGAGAUCAAGGACCCCGAUAGAAAAGCGCAUGUACUGGCUAAAAAGGCCAUAUCAGUGUGAUUCCCGGCGGAUACCCCAAGAAUGGAACAUCUCGUACGAUCUGGAGCGGAGGAUAAGUGUCAGCAGCCAGAAUUUUGACGCACCUGAAUCAGAUUUUUCGUCAUUCUCUGAAAAUGAAAAUAUGUCAGACCAAGAAUUAGAUUUAGUCGAUAGACCCAGUAUGAACAAGGAAAAAUGUUUUAAAUUGUCCACAAAUAACAAAACACCCAAAGAAGGUACCAGAAAAAGUAGCGAUGUCAAUAUAAAAAGCAGUCCUGAUUCUCAGCGGGCGAUCCGGUACAGUGUCAGUGGCUAUGCAGCACAGGACGCGCAGAAAUCGGAUAGUACUUUGCCUCCGAGACGCUCUGCUCAAAUUAUGAGUCAUGUAUCUCAAUCCUCAGUGCCUCUGGCUCAGUUCCAGGAGUUUAUGCCACAGCGCUGUUAUGACACCCCUUCUGUCGCGACACCUGUGCAAGACAACGGAAUCAUUAUACGCAACAAGCAGUGGCUACCAGAGGAGAAUGCCAAACAUCCAGACCCAAGCCAGCAUACUGCCGACAGCAGCUGUAACUCCAGGCAUCCUUUGGUUCUGUUACGCAAACGUCAUAAAGCAGCAGAUGUUGCUGGGGCAGCCGCUGCACUGUCACCUGCUGGCGCCCAGAGCAGUUCCGACCGCGACGCGUAUGUCCUGAAGGAAAGUGACCCUUGUGAGUCAAAUGACGGGGGUAACCAUGCCUGCGACUCUGACUCUGAAAACAAUGAAAUAAACAUAACGAGUGAUGACGACCGCGACGUUCCUGAACUCAGAGGCAAGAGGGAGCGCGGAGCGGCACUGAACAAACAGCAAAGGGAGCUGGGUAGUGUCAUUUCAAAACCUCACAGCAGUAGUGCGGUGGAGGAGUGUGCAUGUUACAUCUGUGGAAGCAAGCUGUCCCCAACUAACCAGUUCAGAGUGUAUGUACAGAAACAAGAGAGAACUAUAAACGAGCCAUUUUUCCCAUUUCUGUGGCUGCACAAUCCUCCCCCUGGGGCUGUGCCCUUGAGCCCUGGAGGGUGCACCCUGGUGUGUGCCUGCUGCCACUCUUCCCUUAUGCAGCAGUGGCAGGGCUUCGAACUGGCUAAUGUGCCCGUACUCCAGCGCCUAUAUGUUGUUCCCCUGAACAUGGAUCCCGUGGGUCAGGAGCCCCAUACUCUUCAGAGUCACAAACCAGAGCCAGAGCCCACCCGGGAGGCCUGCUUCCUCUGUGGCCAGGAUUGCGGCAAGGAUGUGAAAGUGGCUUACGCAAAGGCAGGGCCAGGCAAAGCCCGGAGUGCCAUGCACUUCCCCUUCAUUAACUUUCUCCCCUGCCCUCCAAACGCCAGGGGGGUGAAGAAUGGGAAGGUGCACUGCUGCAAGCUGUGCCACGGCAUCCUGGAGGAUAUCUGGGCCGCCUACAGGCUGUGUCUUAGUGAGGAGCUCAUCACGUCCGUCAACACCUUCCUGGGUAGAUACCACCAGGCAGUCAGUGGGGGGCCCAACUCCCAAAGUGGCUGCCUAGGCCUCCCUCCUGCCCAUGUGGGCCACACUUCCAUGUGCUACUUGUGUGGCACUGAGCUGGGAGCUGGCGUGGAGUUCCAGCUGAACGUGAACCCCCCGGGCCGCUGUGGGGAAGGGGAGCCCUUCUUCCCCUUUCUGACUGUGCACCCCCCUGCCCCCCGGGCCAAGCCAGCUGACUCCACAGGCCUGGUGUCCACCUGCGUGCUCUGCUAUCAUGACCUGCUGGGCCAGUGGGCACAGCAUGAGAGCCGCAGUGGUCAGCCUGCCAGCAGCCCAUGGUCCCGGCAGUACAGCUGUGACACCUUCGUCUGCUUCUUCUGCAGACAGGAGAAGAGGCGCUGGUCAACCACACUCUUGUGGUGGAUGAUGGGAAAAAACUGA
Messenger RNA from Megalops cyprinoides (Indo-Pacific tarpon), 2184 nucleotides. RefSeq lists its product as uncharacterized. Bases 256 to 2184 code for a protein of 642 amino acids. The transcript is spliced from 3 exons. The record is from RefSeq and is a predicted model, not a curated record. Lineage: Eukaryota; Metazoa; Chordata; Actinopteri; Elopiformes; Megalopidae.